AGUUAAAGGCAAACCCUGAAGAGAUCGCUGGUUUUCAGCUGGGCACCUGUACCAUGGAGCCGUCUACUCUUCAUCUUCCUUCCUCCGGCCACCACCACCUUCAACAUUUCCUCCACUACCACAACCAACGAACCACCACCGCCAACUAACUCACUACUCUUAUCUAAACAGUUUUGUGACAGUUCUCGACGAAGGAUCUACUAGAUUUGAUUAUGUUCUAAAGUGGAUUACUCAAAAGAAGAUUAAAAAGCCCUUCCGGGCGGACCGUCCCGGUGCAGAGGACUCAGCUACCAAACCUGGUGGAGUUACCAUACUAAGAAGGCACUUAUCAAGACUGUCUUAACAACAGCCAAAUGAGAGAUUUUUGUUUUAAGUGAGAAUCAGAGAUAUGCCAAUGAAGAAUGGGGAAUUCUGGUUCUGGGCAGGGUAUAGUUGACGAUUCCAUUCCCUCUCCAAUAGUGGGAGGAGGGCCAGGAAGAAACAAAUCCAAAGUACUACCAGAUCUAACUCCUGCCCUUAGAUUGCGGCAAACGGACAACGGUGCUAUUUUGCACAAUGGAGGGACCAUAUCUACAAGAAAACAAGAGAGGCAGAAACAGUCUUUCGAUAACAAUCACCAUAUAGAAAUUAAAAGAGAUUUUUAUGGAAGUGAACCCGAUUUGAGGUACCAAGGAAGGUUGGCAAAUUUUAAUAAUGACAGCCCCUCAAAAAUCCGAAUUUCAAGAUCACGGAAGAAAUAUAAAGCACCUACAGUACCAAACAACAACAACAACAUCCCUGGUGACAGCUCAUCGCCAGAUUCGUUUCAAGAAUGGGAGAAUUCAAUGAAUGGCCAACCUUCUAGAAGACUAAGACUUUUUAAAACAAGAGCAGAAACAAGGAAAAAAAUCGCCGAGCAUAAUCUUCACUCUUUAAAUAGCUACUUGCCAGCAGCUGGAACAUUGCAAAGGAGUUUAUCUACGCCCCAAUUUCAUGCUGAGUUGUUGGAAGCUGCUGAAAAACUGAAACCUGUCCGAGAGCCUCCAGUUGGCAAAACAAAUGAGAGUCCUUCGACUUCGCCAGUGGGCGGAUACCAAUCUUUGGACAGUGGAAGAGAAAGAUUUUCCUAUGGGAGAACUUACGAAAAUACUGGACCACAGUAUGCAAGUCCUUUCCCGCAAGGAAGGAAUCAAAAAGCAAAACAUGAAAUUUGCAAUGAAAGAGAUUCUCCAUCUCAAGAAUUGUGGAACAAUCCACCCACGAAACCUCAAGCCCCGGUGAAAACGUUUUAUUUUGGUAUGAAUGAAAAUGGAGAAAUAAACGAAAGUUCUGCUUUGGAUAAGUUUGCUGAGAAAAUUCACCAUUUGUCUCAAUUGCCAAUGGAUUCCAACAGUUCUCAAUGUUCUGCAGAAAUAUUUGAAGAAAUAAUGUCAAACGAGAAUAAUGGAGGAAUUUCUGUUCAAUUGAGAGCUACUUUACCAAGAAAACAAUUGGAUAUUCCUCGAUUUUCACCAACAACUGCCUGGAGAUUACUGUCCAACAUAGAUUCACCAGCUCCUAGUGAAGAAGACGAUCUGGUUCAAUUCGAGCAUAGAUUACUAGCUCCUCCACUACCUGUUCAUGUUCCAGUACAGAUGGAUAAAUCUGCCGACUCUGGAAUUUCUGGCGAUGCUAGUCCUCAACACCAUGAUUCGAUUCAUAACUCUCAAGCAGCAUGGACACCGCAGCAAGAUUUGGAAGAAACAAGUUCAGAUGGGGGAUUUCCAUGUCAGCCAAUAUCUCCUGAUCAAUGUUCAACAGCUAAAUAUUCGCCAAGGUUUACCCUUUCAUUACCAAGGGAUGACAGGAUAAAAUUAUAUGGCAACAAUGACAAGGGAGAUGAAGUAGGUCAAUCCUCGAUUGAUAAUAAAAAAAUGAGACGUUCUGGUUCAGGAGUGUUUGGGAAAGUUGGUUUGGAAAAGGAGGAAAAUAUAGUUGAGCAAGCACCAUUAUUAGACAGUAACUGGGUAUUGAGUCGAAGUGUACCGAAUUCGUUGAAUUAUACAAAUGUGAGUCUAUCACGAUGGAAUGACAAUCCCAACAUUGCUGAUGUUGAGGAAGAGUUAACAUCGUCCUUGAUCAAACAACCAUCGUUUUCAUACCUUCAAACUGGUGGGCACAUCAUGUAUCUCCCUGAGUACACUAAACCAAGAGAACCUUGUGAGCCAAGUGAUUUUCAAGUUAUGUCACAUCAAACAAUGUCGAAAUCAUGCGAAGAUCUCAGUAGGGGAAUAAGUGAUGAACCAGCCUCAUUGAAUACAUCUGAAUCAUUAGAGCCUCCAAAAAUUAAAAAAGGCAAGAAAUUCACAUUUCAAAGUACGGUGCGACAAAUCGAACGUAAACGCCUUGCAGAAAAACUUUCAAAACAGGUUGAACACAAAGAAAAAGAAAGAAAAAGUGAGUUAGAAGCAAUGAGGAAAGUUGAAGAAGAGUUUCAACGGAAGAGAGAAAGAGAAAAAGCCGAUAUUAGGCAACAAUUAAGAUUAUAUACAAUCUCGCAAAAUAGUAAAAAUAAUACAUCUACCGAUCUACCUACAACUCAAGUACUCUCAGAAUUCCGUCAGCAGCAAAGGGAAUAUAAAGAAUAUAGACCUCAGAGGCGGUCAUUAAGCGAGAUGGAGAGUAUGCUCAACAAUGAACCAAAUACAAAAAGAGCAACAGUUCAUCCUAAAAUAGUUUGCCAAAUACCAAAAAGUACACAAGUUUAUGUUACGCCGAGGAUAUCAGGACAAACAGGAUCAGCAAAUCUGGACUGCACUGAACAAGUCGUCGCACAGACACCAACUUCAGACAAUUAUAGGAAGAAUUUUGCUCAAGGCGGUUUGCCCAAUUCAUUGACAAGUACAGAGUCAGAAAUAUCGGCUGGACAUUCUUCUCGAACUCGAGACAUUAUGUCUUCUAGGCAAAAAGAGAGCAGAUAUGCAAUGGAGGAAGAAGAAAGUAUUAUUAGUUUAGAAAGACCCAAGAUUUCACUUGGAAUAACAGAGACUAAGACAAUUAUAAUAGCUCAAGAAAAAAAAACACCAGGAAUUUUCCGAAAAGAUGUCGAAGAAUCGUUUCAAUUUGAACAGCAGGAUCAACAGGUGCCAUCAAAUGUUCCUUUGCUCGGAGUAAGUGCCCUACAACCAUUUGUUAAGGGCAAAACGUAUAAACCAAUAUCAUUUAACCCAAGUAGGAAUCAAGUUGCUCAAUUUGCAAAUUAAAUUAAAAUUGUAAAUAAUUUAUAUCUAAAGCUUGUUUUUUGUUUUUAUUUUGUAUCAUAUGUUGGUUUUGUAAACUAAAAUUUUAUAAUAAAAGUACUAACAGAAAUGUUUAAUACUA
Molecule: messenger RNA, 3339 nt
Organism: Cimex lectularius (bed bug)
Lineage: Eukaryota; Metazoa; Arthropoda; Insecta; Hemiptera; Cimicidae
Exons: 18
Coding region: 402-3221 (939 amino acids)
Source: RefSeq, a predicted model, not a curated record